AUUGAGGUUGAAGGAAAUCCGGUCAAAACAGAAAAAUAAUAGAGUCACUUAGGUAGAAGCUCAGUCGGUUUAAAUGUUGGUUUUUGUUGGCGUUAAAGCACAAAAGUAAACCACAUUAUUUUCAAAUGGCUUGUGAGAGGGACAUUUUACCGGCUGCGAAUAACCGGUAACGUCGGAGGUGUAUUUUUGUUUCUCCGCCCACUCCGGAAAACUCAACUGAGUCGUCGUUAUUUUUAUUAAGGUGACGUGGAGUCGGACCCCUCUUCUACUGUCGCAUGUGUCAAUAAAAGUAGGCUACUUGGUGUACCCGGAUAUGAUCGCAAUGAAUGCAUAAUAGGUUACAUUUCCCCGAGGAUUUUCAAGAUGUACAGCUGUACAUUUUUACAUUGAGCUCCAUCAUCUGCGCAUACCGGAGCAGAGGAGACUGUCGGGGCCUGGAGUCCGAGAAAUCCGGCGGACAGACAGGGGUUAUGCAGUGUGGAAUAGGACACCUGCCAGGUGGCUGCCAGAGGACGAUGGGCCUGCACUGCGUCUUGAUCCUGUGCUUGUUCUCAGGCUGGGCAGUGGGCUACAAGCAGGGGGAGAACGUGACUCUCUAUGUCAACAAAGUGGGCCCUUAUCAUAACCCCCAGGAGACAUAUCACUACUACACCCUGCCUGUUUGCAGGCCGGAGAAGGUGCAUCACAAGUCCCUGAGUCUAGGGGAAGUGUUGGAUGGUGACAGGAUGGCAGAGUCCUUAUAUUACAUCCGAUUCAGAGAGAACGUGGAGAAAAAAACACUUUGCAAGCUCACUCUUUCAGAGAAACAGGUGGACGAACUUCGUGAGGCUAUCGAGGAGCUGUUCUACUUUGAGUUUGUCCUGGAUGACAUUCCAAUCUGGGGUUUUGUGGGAUACAUAGAGGAGAGUGGCUUCCUGCCUCACAGCCACAAGGUGGGUUUGUGGACUCACCUGGACUUCAACAUCGAGUACAACGGCGACUCAGUGAUCUUCGCCAACGUCUCAGUAAAAGACGUCAAACCUGUUCCCCUGGAGGAGGGGGCAGGUGCAGCGGUGGGCGUAGUCGGAGUGGGCGGAGGCAGCCUGACGGUCACCCACACCUACAGCGUGCGCUGGUUCGAGUCCCCCCUGCCUCACGCCCGGAGAUCCGAGCGCCUACGAGACUACUCGUUCUUCCCUAAAACACUGGAGAUCCACUGGCUCUCCAUCAUUAACUCACUGGUGCUGGUGGUGCUGCUGCUGGGCUUCGUCAUCAUCAUCCUAAUGCGGGUCCUUAAAAAUGACUUUGCCAGGUACAAUGUGGAGGAGGAGGGCGGCUGUGAUGAUCUGGACCAGGGAGACAAUGGCUGGAAGAUCAUACACACUGAUGUCUUCAGGUUUCCCCCUUACAAAAGCCUGCUGUGUGCCGUGCUGGGAGUGGGGGCUCAGUUCCUUACUCUUGCCACAGGAAUCAUCUUUAUGGCAUUGCUGGGAAUGUUCAAUGUGCACCGCCAUGGUGCCAUCAACUCUGCAGCUAUCGUGCUGUACGCUCUGACCAGCUGUGUGUCAGGCUACGUGUCAUGCAGCUUCUACACACAGAUCAACGGCCAGCGCUGGGUGUGGAACAUCAUCCUCACCUCGUCGCUCUUCUCUGCUCCUCUGUUCCUGACAUGGAGUGUUGUUAACUCGAUCCACUGGUGGAGCGGCUCCACUCAGGCUCUGCCGGCCACCACUGUGCUCCUCAUUCUGGGUGCCUGGGUGCUGGUGGGCUUUCCACUCACUGUCAUCGGCGGCAUUGUGGGAAAGAACCGAGCCGGCAGCUUCCAGGCGCCAUGCCGCACUCGCAACAUCGCCCGGCAGAUCCCUACACAGCCCUGGUACAAACACACGGCUGUACACAUGGCCAUCGGCGGAUUCCUGCCAUUCAGUGCCAUCUCAGUGGAGCUGUACUACAUCUUUGCCACGGUUUGGGGCAGAGAGCACUACACCCUCUAUGGCAUCCUGCUGUGCGUCUUCGCCAUCCUCCUCUCAGUGGGAGCCUGCAUCUCUGUUGCUCUCACCUACUUCCUGCUGUCUGGCGAAGACCACCGGUGGUGGUGGCGGAGCGUCCUGAGUACCGGCUCCACUGGCCUAUUCAUCUUUGUCUACUCUGUUUUCUACUACCGGAACCGGUCCUCUAUGAGCGGCCUGGUGCAGAGCACCGAGUUCUUUGGUUACUCUCUGCUCACAGCGAUGGUGUUCUCGCUGAUGCUGGGCAGCGUAUCGUUCUGGGCCUCACUGGCAUUUAUUCGUUACAUCUACCGUAGUCUCAAGAUGGACUAGACAUCAAAUGUGCACACCAGACAUAUGGCUAUAAACAAACAUUCCCUCAUAGCACACGUGGACAAUCGUCAUUCUCCUCUCUUGCUUUCAGUCGUACACCACACACACCUCCAAUGUGGGAGGAGAAACAGGGGCCUUUAUCUUGAUUUGACAGGAGCUAAUGGUUGAACUCGAGCCAUCAUUGUUGUAA
Perca fluviatilis (European perch) is the source of this 2490-nucleotide messenger RNA. It is a transcript of the gene tm9sf1, whose product is annotated as transmembrane 9 superfamily member 1. Bases 327 to 2300 code for a protein of 657 amino acids. Gene Ontology annotation, cellular component: membrane. Gene Ontology annotation, biological process: protein localization to membrane. The record is from RefSeq and is a predicted model, not a curated record. Lineage: Eukaryota; Metazoa; Chordata; Actinopteri; Perciformes; Percidae. The transcript is spliced from 9 exons.